Molecule: messenger RNA, 2445 nt
Organism: Theobroma cacao (cacao)
Lineage: Eukaryota; Viridiplantae; Streptophyta; Magnoliopsida; Malvales; Malvaceae
Gene: PAL1
Product: PHE ammonia lyase 1
Biological process (GO): L-phenylalanine catabolic process
Cellular component (GO): cytoplasm
Molecular function (GO): ammonia-lyase activity
Source: RefSeq, a predicted model, not a curated record
CUCUCCUCAGGAAGGAAACGAAAGGGAAACAAAUAAACUCUCAUUUCCUAUCUCAACUACAGGAAAAGACAGACAUUGUAAAUUAAGAAGUACUUCAUCUUCUUUACUGGGUCAUUCUUCAUUCUCAGUUUUCCUUGUUUAACAUGGAGACGAUCGCUCAAAAUGGUCGCCAGAACGGUUCUUUGGAGAGCUUUUGCACGACUGCUUCCACUGCUACAAAGGGUGCCGUCGUCGACCCUUUGAACUGGGGUGCUACAGCUGAGUCACUCAAGGGAAGUCAUUUGGAUGAAGUGAAACGCAUGGUUGCUGAGUAUAGGAAGCCUUCAGUGAAGCUUGGUGGCGAGACCUUGACGAUUUCUCAAGUUGCAGCCAUAGCUACGCGGGACUUGGGGGUCAAAGUUGAGCUCUCCGAGGAUGCGAGGGCCGGCGUCAAGGCUAGUGCUGAUUGGGUCCUUGAUGGCAUGAACAAAGGCACCGACAGCUAUGGUGUUACGACCGGUUUUGGUGCUACUUCUCAUAGAAGAACCAAGCAAGGAGCUGCUCUUCAAAAAGAGCUAAUUAGGUUCUUGAACGCUGGGAUCUUUGGCAAUGGAACCGAGUCAUGCCACACACUCCCUCACUCAGCAACUAGAGCAGCUAUGCUUGUUAGGAUCAACACCCUCCUCCAGGGAUACUCUGGCAUCAGAUUUGAAAUCCUGGAGGCGAUCACCAAGCUUCUCAACCACAACAUCACCCCAUGCCUGCCACUUCGUGGCACAAUUACUGCAUCUGGCGAUCUUGUUCCUCUUUCCUACAUUGCUGGAUUGCUCACUGGCAGGCCUAAUUCCAAGGCCGUUGGACCCAAGGGCGAAUCGCUUGAUGCCCAGGAAGCGUUCUGCGUAGCCGGUAUUGAUACUGGGUUCUUCGUGUUGCAGCCUAAGGAAGGCCUUGCUCUGGUCAAUGGCACUGCAGUUGGUUCAGGCUUGGCUUCCAUGGUUCUUUUUGAAGCAAACAUUUUGGCCGUUUUGUCAGAAAUUUUAUCAGCAAUUUUUGCUGAAGUCAUGAACGGUAAACCUGAGUUCACUGACCAUUUGACACAUAAAUUGAAGCACCAUCCAGGACAAAUUGAGGCUGCAGCCAUAAUGGAACACAUACUUGAGGGGAGCUCUUAUGUUAAAGCAGCUAAGAAGUUGCACGAAAUGGAUCCCCUGCAAAAACCAAAACAAGAUCGCUACGCUCUGAGGACUUCUCCACAAUGGCUUGGUCCACAGAUUGAAGUGAUCAGAUUCGCAACCAAAUCAAUUGAAAGAGAGAUUAACUCCGUCAAUGAUAACCCUUUGAUCGAUGUUUCAAGGAACAAGGCAUUACAUGGUGGCAACUUCCAGGGUACCCCAAUUGGUGUUUCAAUGGAUAAUGCCCGUUUGGCUAUUGCAGCCAUCGGAAAACUUAUGUUCGCUCAGUUCUCUGAACUUGUUAAUGAUUUCUACAACAAUGGUCUCCCAUCAAACCUCUCCGGUGGUAGGAACCCAAGUCUAGAUUAUGGUUUCAAGGGUGCUGAAAUUGCAAUGGCUUCCUAUUGUUCUGAGCUCCAAUACCUAGCUAAUCCAGUCACUAACCAUGUCCAGAGUGCCGAGCAGCACAACCAAGAUGUGAACUCUCUGGGACUAAUAUCUUCGAGAAAAACUGCCGAGGCUGUUGAUAUAUUGAAGCUUAUGUCCUCUACAUACUUGGUGGCUCUUUGCCAAGCUAUUGAUUUGAGGCAUUUGGAAGAGAAUUUGAGGAACACAGUGAAGAACACCGUGAGCCAGAUAGCUAAGAAAAUCCUCACUACCGGUGCCAAUGGUGAACUUCACCCUUCAAGAUUCAGUGAGAAGGAUUUACUCAAAGCUGUUGAUAGCGAAUACGUCUUUGCCUACAUUGAUGACCCCUGCAGUGCUACCUACCCAUUGAUGCAAAAGCUGAGGCAAGUACUUGUUGAGCAUGCAUUGGCAAAUGGUGAGAAUGAGAAGAAUGCAAGCACUUCAAUCUUCCAAAAGGUCGCAGCUUUUGAAGAGGAGUUAAAGGCUAUCUUGCCAAAGGAGGUCGAGAGUGCAAGGUUGUCACUUGAGAAUGGAAAUGCAGGAAUUCCUAACAGGAUCCAGGAAUGCAGAUCAUAUCCCUUGUACAAGUUCGUGAGGGAGGAGCUUGGAACAGGGCUGCUAACUGGAGAAAAUGUCAAGUCACCUGGUGAGGAGUUUGACAAGGUGUUCACAGCUAUGUGCCAGGGGAAGAUCAUUGAUCCAAUGCUGGAAUGCCUUAAGGAAUGGAACGGUGCCCCUCUACCAAUCUGCUAGUUUGCUGUCAUUUCGAUCUUUGAAAUUUGUUAUCCAAUCUCUUUCUUUGUUUUUCCACCUCUCUUUUGUUUGAAUUUCCUUGUAAAAGAAGUUAAUGAUAUGAACGCGUAUGUAAUAUGUUUAUUUCUCAUUU